UCCUCCAAACAUUUAAAGAACACUAAGAGCUGACGCAACCGGUAGCUGAUCCAUUAGCUCUCUCACAGCUAGCGCUAUAGCUGUUCAGUUCAGACACCAUGAAUCAGGAGAAAUACCCCCGCUCUUCUAUUGAAGAUGAUUUUAAUUAUGGCACUAACGUCGCCACGGCGAGCGUCCAGAUCCGUAUGGAUUUCCUACGGAAAGUGUACACCAUCCUGUCGCUGCAGAUCAUCGUAACCACAGCUGUGUCUGCCCUCUUCAUGUUCUGUGAGCCCAUCAAGAACUUUGUGCAUUCCAGCCCCUCAGUGGUAUUGGUGUCAGCUAUUGGCUCCCUGGUUUUACUUCUAGCCCUGGCUAUCUAUCGUCACCAACACCCACUCAACCUCUACUUGCUGUUUGGAUUUACCCUGUUGGAGGCAGUAUCUGUGGCCACAGCAGUGACAUUUUAUGAAUACUCAGUGGUGCUCCAGGCCUGCAUCCUCACAUCCGCUGUGUUUGCUUGCCUGACUACCUACACCUUCCAGUCCAAGCGCGACUUCAGCAAAUUGGGAGCUGGGCUGUUUGCUGCUCUUUGGAUCCUGAUCAUUGCGAGCUUUAUGAGGCUGUUCUUCCAAAACGACACGAUGGAGCUGGUGUUUGCUGGUUCUGGUGCACUGCUGUUCUGUGGCUUCAUCAUCUACGACACACACCUGCUGAUGCACAAGUUGUCUCCUGAGGAGCACGUGCUGGCCUCCAUCAACCUCUACCUGGACAUAGUCAAUCUCUUCCUUCACAUCCUGCGUAUCCUCGAUUCCCUGAAGAAGAACUGAGAGAUUUAGAUUGAAUGUCUGUCUAUCUGGACUGUCUGCUGCUCCAGGGGUGAACUCAGAGUAUUGCCAUGUUGGUGCUCAAUUGAAAAGACACAGGUUCCAUUGGUUUUAAAUUAUCUUCAAUUAUUUUGAUCUGGUGUCCUGAAACAAAACUUAAGAAAACUUUUUAUUAAAGUUUAAUUUGAUUGUAAUUUUACACAAAUGAAAAUGAUGUUCAAGCUAGACUCAUGCUGCAUUCUCUUAGAAGUUAGCUGUCGAAAUUUCUGAUUGCUGGAACCAAAAAACGCAUCCACAAGUCAAUACAUUGCAUUAGCACUUCUGUCUAUGUGUGUCCCAUUAAAUCAGUCUUACAAACCAGUUACAACCUAUUUCUACCUAUGGAUAUGUUUGAGUAUGUGUUCCAUAUAUGUUUGAAAGUCCAUAAUACCAUGUUAUGGUUUGUUAUUGUUCUAACUAGGCGUGGGCGAUAUGACCCUAAAAUAAUAUCACAAUAUUUCCUGGUAUUUUCACGAUAUGACAAAACACCGAAUGAAAAAAAAAUAUUUAUAAAAUAUAUUACUGCAACAAAAUGAAAAAUACAUUUUGUUAUUGCAUACGAUAUGAUAUGGCACACCCCUAACUGAGAUAUUACAAAAUACGAGAAAUUGAUCAGAUUUGUAAAGGAAAUCAAUGAUCCAGAAUGUCAUGAUACUAAUAAGGCACUCCAAACAUCUCCAUAUAUCCAGGAUUAAAGUAAAAUAAAUGAUACUGGACAGAUAUAAUCUGUCUCUAGUAGAUAUAUAAUGGGAAAUGAGAACAGUGUGAAUUUUUCUUUUGCUAAAAACAGCAAAAAAGUACUACCCUGAUGUGAUAAUUAGGAGUGGGGGUUAUGGCACAAUAUUUCAGGGUAUUGUUCACAAUAUCUUUCAAAAAUGUUGACGAUAUUAUUGCGUAUGAUACAAUAUGGCACACGCCUAGUGCUAACAGUGCUAUUUUGGGACAUAAAAGCUGGAUUUGUCAUAAAACACCAGUAGAAAUCAAACCAAUUGUGGUCAACUUAAAUUGUUUUUUGGAAAUAUGUUUAAUUAUAUAUUAUAUGAUAAACUGAAACACAGUCAACUUAAAUGUGAUGUCAUUCCCUGCCCUGACAUCUGAUUUAUAAGCUAACUGAAAUGCAGCAUUAGUCAUUAGUCUUGAAUCCAUGUUGCAGUGCUCUCAUAUACAUACAUGCAUUCCCCUUGAGUACUACAAUAUGAUUAGAAAUCAUCAUAAUUAUUUUUCUUACUACUUUUAUAUGCUUCUAAUAUUGCAAUACUUUGAUCUCACCUCUAAAAAGCAUGAUUACUCCUACAGAUCUGGGUGCAGCAGAUCAGUUACGAUUGUACAUGAUAACUCCUAUACAUGAUUCCUUGCUUCUGUUUUCAGGUAUUUGUAAUGUGGAGGUGUUUAUGAAAUGUUCUGAGUCAGUGUGAUUCCUCAUUGUUGUAGUGUUAGUCAUUUGGGAACACUCUUAUCUUCACUGGUUAACUGAUUGCAUUAAUUUUCUGUAGAUUUGUAUGUAUGUGGUAAAAAAAAAUGUAUGUAAACUAUUUUUGAAUAGUUUGUAAAGUGAAAGUCAUUAAUCAGUUUCUGAAUUAUUUCAGGUAAUUACAGUUAAAUUGUGGUCAGAAAAGGUACAGCGCAAUUUGUACAGCUUAAAACACUUGACAAGUAUGCGUAUUUCAUAAAUCUGCAAGUAUUAUGUAGUGUAUUAUGGUUCUUAAGUCUCACAGGACAAGAAAAAUUACAAUUUUCAGUGCUAAUAACAGUGAAAGUAGUUGUACAUCAUGUCUGUGCCACAUUUUAACAUUGUAUUUGGGGAAAAUCCUUAGAAGUUACCUUUUUUCUAUGCUUUGAUUCUAACUUUAAUUUAUUUACAGGACCGUAAGUGCAAUAUUUAUUGUAAUGGGGAAAUGCAUCUGAGUGGGACAACUUAUUGUACAAAAAGAGAAAUAACUUAAUGUGUUAUAAUCAAAAGGAAUGUACAAAAUACUGAUUAAAAUUAUAUAUCUGAAAA
Messenger RNA from Astyanax mexicanus (Mexican tetra), 2844 nucleotides. It is a transcript of the gene tmbim4, whose product is annotated as transmembrane BAX inhibitor motif containing 4. Gene Ontology annotation, cellular component: membrane. The transcript has 7 exons. Gene Ontology annotation, biological process: negative regulation of apoptotic process. The coding region runs from base 99 to 809 and encodes 236 amino acids. Lineage: Eukaryota; Metazoa; Chordata; Actinopteri; Characiformes; Acestrorhamphidae. The record is from RefSeq and is a predicted model, not a curated record.